Molecule: messenger RNA, 267 nt
Organism: Microthlaspi erraticum
Lineage: Eukaryota; Viridiplantae; Streptophyta; Magnoliopsida; Brassicales; Brassicaceae
Source: the annotation of a GenBank genome assembly
AUGAAAGUAUUAAGGAAUGCAAGAAAUAGAGCACGUGGCAGUAUCAGAGCUUAUGCUGUUAUUGAGAAUUGGAAUAGCUACAAAUACGCACAAGCCUCCUCUUUCUUCCUCCUUCCUCUUCUUCAAGCUCUGACUCGUAAGCCAAUUUUCUGGGAAUCAAAGCCAUUUUCAAGAACUAAGGUCCGCAUUUUCAAGUGUCGUUUAGUGGUAGUCAUCUCGGAUUUGAUCGAUUGGUUGAUGGAUUUGGAUUUGUCACGAAACGCGUAG